AUGUCGCGAAACACCUCAGACCCCUUGCCAGUCUACACCCAAGAUGCUCCCUGUGACCCUGAGCUACCGGCGACUGACCCACCACAAUACUUACGCCGCACAGCUUCACAAGAAGCCGCCAACCUCGCAUCCCUGAAAGCAUGGGCAGAGAAACGCGAUAUGAUGAACGGCGGCGGCUACAUGGAGACCUUCCACAUCGGCGGCCAAACCGUAACCAACGGCCACAUUGUUCAGCCCAACACUUCUUCCGCCACCACAUCUCACGACUUUCCUUCUGCAUCCGAGGAAAAGGCAACACUUGCUCAGCAACAAGACCUCGACGCAGAAGGUGCUGGUGCGUCGCAGCAAGACAGUGAUGGCAGUCGUCCAGGAGUCGGCAAACGCAUCUCGGGCUUCUUAAAGAGGAUCAGCCCUGCUGAGAGAGCACAGCAGAAAGCUAUGGCCAUGACUGCUGAGGAGGAAGCUGCUGAUGCGGCAAAGUAUCCCAUGUCUGAAGGCACUUAUGGCUGGGAGAACUACGAGCCUGCGAACAAGCGAUAG
Messenger RNA from Aureobasidium namibiae CBS 147.97, 540 nucleotides. RefSeq lists its product as uncharacterized. The transcript has a single exon. NCBI's taxonomy places the organism in Eukaryota, Fungi, Ascomycota, Dothideomycetes, Dothideales, Saccotheciaceae. The record is from RefSeq and is a predicted model, not a curated record. Bases 1 to 540 code for a protein of 179 amino acids.